UAGUCCAGUGGUGUUUGUUUACUUCCCCAUGCGCAGUCGUCAUUUAUCGCCCUGAGAAAACGGAGUAGGUUGCUCUGCGAAACGCGAUAGUUAAAACCACUCCACGGUCAAGCACUGUAAUGUGCAUCUCCAGAUGAUGCGAGGCAAAACUAUUAUUGUCACUGGGGCAAACAGUGGCAUAGGAAAAGCUACGGCGGUGGAGCUACUUCGCAGGCAGGGCCGGGUGAUCAUGGCUUGUAGGAGCCGAGAUAGAGCGGAGAAAGCAGCUCAGGAGAUUCGCCAGCAAGCCGGGCCAGAACAAGGCGAGCUCCUCAUUAAACUGCUGGACCUAGCUUCCUUAAAGUCAGUGCGCAGUUUUUGCGAAGAGAUCAUCAAGGAGGAGCCCAGGAUUGACGUUCUGAUCAACAACGCUGGAAUCUACCAGUGUCCCUACACUAAGACGGAGGAUGGAUUUGAGAUGCAAUUCGCUGUCAAUCAUCUGGGUCACUUCCUCCUCACCAACCUGCUGCUGGAUCUCCUCAAGCGCUCCGCCCCCAGCCGCAUCAUCGUGGUGUCCUCCAAGCUGUACAAGUGCGGCGAGAUCAACUUCGACGACCUGAGCAGCGACCGGUGCUAUGACAAGGCGUUCGCCUACGGACGUAGCAAGCUGGCUAACAUGCUCUUUACGCUGGAGCUCGGACGCAGGCUGGAGAACACCGGGGUGACGGUUAACGCCCUCACCCCCGGCAUCGUGAGAACCGACCUGGGCAGGCACGUGUAUGUUCCCCUGCUGGUGAGACCUCUGCUUAGCCUGGUCUCCUGGGCCUUCUUCAAAACGCCGGAGGACGGCGCGCGCACGUCCGUCUACCUCGCCUGCUCUCCGGACGUGGAGGGCGUCCAGGGUAAAUGCUUUGCUGACUGCCAAGAAGAGGCACUUCUUCCUAAAGCCACAGAUAAAGAGGUGGCGAAGAAACUGUGGGACAUCAGUGAGGUGAUGGUGGGUAUGACCACCUAGAAGAAUGUUUUCGUGUAUCAAACACACUAACAAAUGGAGGAGCACCUAAUACAUCAUGCUAAUGAGCUGCCCCAGAUUAUAUUUCCAUUAACGGUGAAAGGGUUUAUCAUCACAAAACAUGAUUAGCAUAGUACAAAUCCAUCCUGACUUUUCUAAGCCUUUAUGCUUUGUAAGAAGCCUUUAUGCUUAGAAAAGUCUACUGUGCUUAUUUCUGUACUUAGAAAAGUCUACUGUGCUACUCCACUAAGUAUUUGCUGACUAAAUAGUGAACAUUUGCACAUUAAACUGUCAUGAGUGAGAAAACUGGCCCAUCAUCCCAAACCUGUUGGGAAAAGAUACUUCAAAGUAAAGUUGCAAAGCUACGACUUAUCUGUUCAGUUCUGCCCUUCAAACAUGUUAUAACCAAUAAUAAAUACCAUCAUUGCCAGUCUUGA
Electrophorus electricus (electric eel) is the source of this 1428-nucleotide messenger RNA. RefSeq names its product retinol dehydrogenase 14a (gene rdh14a). The record is from RefSeq and is a predicted model, not a curated record. NCBI's taxonomy places the organism in Eukaryota, Metazoa, Chordata, Actinopteri, Gymnotiformes, Gymnotidae.